UCAUGGCGGAGAAUCACUGCGAGCUGCUGCCGCCGGCCCCGGGCGGCCUCGGGGCGGGGCUGGGGGCCGGCCUGUGCCGCCGCUGCAGCGCGGGGCUCGGCGCCCUGGCCCAGCGCCCCGGCGGCGUGUCCAAGUGGGUCCGGCUCAACGUCGGCGGCACCUACUUCCUCACCACCCGGCAGACGCUGUGCCGGGACCCGAAAUCCUUCCUGUACCGUCUGUGCCAGGCCGACCCCGACCUGGACUCGGACAAGGAUGAAACUGGUGCCUAUUUAAUCGACAGAGACCCCACAUACUUUGGGCCUGUGCUGAACUACCUGAGACACGGGAAGCUGGUCAUUAACAAAGACCUCGCAGAGGAAGGAGUGUUGGAGGAAGCGGAAUUUUACAAUAUCACCUCACUAAUAAAACUUGUAAAGGACAAAAUUAGAGAACGAGACAGCAAAACUUCCCAGGUGCCGGUGAAGCACGUAUACCGUGUGCUGCAGUGUCAGGAGGAGGAGCUCACCCAGAUGGUGUCCACCAUGUCUGAUGGGUGGAAGUUCGAGCAGCUGGUCAGCAUCGGCUCUUCCUACAACUACGGGAGCGAGGACCAGGCGGAGUUUCUCUGCGUGGUCUCCAAGGAGCUGCACAACUCCCCGUACGGCACGGCCAGUGAGCCCAGUGAGAAAGCCAAGGGCCUGUCUUAGAGGUGUCGGCUUAGGAACAGACAGCACUGCCCCCACGUAUGUUAGCCUUCCCGAGGUGGCCGUCUUCACGGAGCUCGUGGCAGCUUGUCCUCACAGCAUGAAGAAGUCGGGUGUCUUCACGAGGGGUCGAUUGUCCAGUACCCAGGAUGUCCCCACCCUGGCCCGCAGCACCGUAGCUGCACACGUGGCGUUGAGGCCCCUCCGCCUCCCACCUGGGUCAGGACCACAUCGACGGUGCUGGGCCUGGGGAUGUGCUGCCCAUUGAGUCUUGGGUGACCGAGCCCCCCGAGCUCCCAGUCUCAUAAGGAGGCACAUCUCUCUGAGCAGUUGCAGAAUUCUGUAAGUUGUUCAUUUUUAGAGACUUUGAUGUUUGAACUUGGAAAGUUUUACCGGGGUGGUGUCCUGAGCUCACUUCCCUCCGGUGGCUUUUCUGCUGCAGAAAGGCUACGUCUGUGCUCUGAGGAAGCUCCAGGCACAACCACAAAUCCCUUUGCUUUUGAAAAUGUAGCCCGGUUUUUCUCUCCAAAAAUACCUGGGUCUGAAGUGUGAUAGCUGCUUUGGUUUCUAAAUGAGGGCCGUGCCGGGAGCUCCCCAAGAGGCCAAACAUGGUCGGGGUCCCCGGAACACCAUGGAAAACCAUCAGGGCUGGAUUAGGGGUUGUGACUGGGGACACCGUGUGCAGCCUGGUUCUAGCAGUGCUGCACCCGUGAGGGUGGCGAGUGUCAGCCUCCCGGCUCCAGGCAGGCGUCGGGCAGGGAGCUUAGUGAUUAGUGAGGACAAUGGUCCACACAAGGGUGGUUCGCUUCCACCGCCGGCCGCCAGCUCAGGGGCUUCCCAGACCCCUCCACCCAUCCGAGAUUUGCUGGGAAGGCUUGCAGAACUCGCUGACUGAGGGGACCCUGGGGUGUGGUUUGUCGUCAGGAGUAUAGAGAGCGAGGGCUCAGGUCCAGCAGGGCAGAGCAUGGGGCAGAGGCCCGGAGACCUGUCAGGUGAGGGCUCCUCUGCGGGGUCUUGACAGGCGGCGCUAGCACGCAGAACAUUGCCCACCAGGGAUGUCACCCACCUCCGUGUCCAGGGAUUUUACUGCUCUCGGUGACACAGACGAGAUUGAUUGAUAACUGAUCGAUGACUGCCUGCUUGACUGAUCAGUUUCCUGUUCCCUGGCCAACUGACCUCACCCCUGUCACGUUCUUAGACUGUCCACUGUGGCCCGGAGGUCACUGCCUCUCUGGAGCCAGCAGUAAAGGCCACACCUCUAUUGGGGCAAGGUUCAGUUCCUCACUAGAAAGAGGGAGGGCAGAGUAGAGCCCUAGGAGUGCCAGGCUCAGGAACAAUCGGGUGCUUUCCUCUGUGGCAUGUCUGCACGUGUGGGUUCAGGACCCAGGACCCCCGACACGAGGCUGGUCCGCCUGUGCAGAGGGCAGAGGGCGUUCCUGCCCCCGAGCACCCAUACUUGCCACCACCUUGGGGAAACGGCCUCUGUGGGUGGGCUCCCCAGCCGCCACCCCGUCCCAGCCUGCACUGACGGUGCCCUCUCUUCUUCUCCCUUGCCGCAUGCUGCGUGCCGAGCCAGAGUGACGACGAGGAGACGGGUCACGAUGGGGAUGAUUCAGAUUAAGUGUAAAUGUCAUGGUGAGCUCUGUCACCCUUGCAUUGACCACUCACCUUAGCCUCCUUGACCCCAGCCCUUCCUCUGCUGCACUUUCCCAUACCUGUAGUGGACAGAGAACCUUCUGCGCUAGAAGCUGACUGUAGAUCUCUGGUGGAGCCAGCUGUCUAGGGUGGAGCUAUAGUCUGUUUCCUUUAGGAUGUCCACGUGGGUGGCCUUGGGACCCAGGCUGGGGUGCACAAGAACCCCAUGUGUCAGUUGCUGAAAGGACCUCAUCGCUGUGGGUGUCAGUGGGCAAGGACACAGGCCUACCCAUCCUGUCACAAUGCCACGGACUCAGGGCCACAGAGCCAGGGCUGUGCCUUAGGGGGGGACCUCAGUCCUGACACCAAAGCCUCAGGAGUGGGAUGCUGAUAGAGAGGAGUCUCUGACGACCUUCUUUCUGUUUGCCCUGUGAUGAGGGACUCCGCAAACACGUCCUGGUCCCCAACUGCUGCUCACAUCCCUGCUGUGUCCCGUCCCUCUUCCCACUGUCCAGGUCCAGAGCCCAGCUGUGCUCACCAUUAGCAAGGGCCACUGUUCUGUUCCCUCAUCUUGCACACGGGGAGUCGAGGCCCAGAGAGGGCAGGUUGUAGGUGGGCAAGCCACACAUCAUCCAUGGUGCUCCCCUGCUCCCUCCAGAGUCCUCCCUCCCUACCCGUGUCAUGGACCAAGCCGUGCAGAUUGGGGGCUCCUCAGCCUCUGCUCUGGGAGCUCAGGAAAGGCAUGUGGCCAGCUAAGCCCUGAAAGGUUGACCGUCCCGCUGUGAGAGGUCUGGACUGGAGAUUGCAAAAUAAGAGUGGCAUUUACGUUUUCAGUUAUCUUUUUGAUGAUUUUAUACAACGUUCUCAGUCUUGCCUCUUGAUCCACCCGUCUUCAAGUAUUUGUCACCUGGCUCUCCAGGAGUUUACCAAGCCUUGGUCUGGAGGAGCACAGGCCAGGAGAUAGGCAGAAUGAGUCCCAUCUGUUGCUUCAAACUUCCUAGUAGCCACGUUGAGAAAGUCAAAAGAAACUUGAAUAUAAGCUAACAGUAUUGAUUCAGCACAUGGAGAACCUCCAGAAUCAUGGGGGUAUUUUGCUUUCGUCACUCAAGACUCCAACCUGGUGUGUAGUUUGUGUCUGUGGCCCAGCUCUGCUGGGAGUGGUCACUCCUCGGGCUCAGCAGCCUCGUGCGCAGCAGGCACCAACCUGGCCCAGCUGGAAAGUGAGUGGUGCUAGCAGCCUGUGGUCAGAGCCCGGCUGCACCCUGGGGGAACCCGUGUGAGCACAGGGGAACCAGCUUUCGCAGAAGCCACAUCGGUGGCCCCAACUCACUGGGCUGUGGGAGGGGAGGUGCGGGCUGGUCAUAGAGCAGCCGUGGGGCGGGCCCUGCCUUCGCACGAUGACACGGUGCACCUGCCUGGGCAUGUCAGGCUGUGCUGCUACUCAAGGGACACAGCUGGUCCCUGUGGUCGGCUCAGGCCCCGCCUUGGGAGGCAGCCCGGGGAAGAGGCUUUCCCCGACAGAUGGGGUUGUGGCUGACACAGGCCCUAGGGGUGGUGUUCCAUCCUCGUCAGGAGGUAGUUAUUGGGGCUCACUCUGGUGGGCGGCAUUCCGGUUGCUUGGGCUUCCUCUCCACUGUGGACUCAGAAACUCUCCUCAGCAUGGUUUCCAGCUUGCCCUGCAAACAGCAAAGAUGACGGGACUGGGGCCAGCACCGCAGGAACAGUGGGGACCUGCGAGGGCCGAUGGAGUGCAUGUGACCCUCCUGCAUCAGCUCCCCCAGACCACAUCCCUCUGACAGGGGUCUCCUGGACUUUUCCCUAAACCUAGGGGCCUGAGGAGGGAUGUUCAAUCUGGGGCGCUGCUUCUCCAUCACAGAUGAGGCUGCACCUCACAGGGAGUGAAGCGGGGUCCCAGGAGAUGGGCGCAGUGGGCAGGAGAGCAUGAGAGCAUGUCAGGCAGCUGUCCCGGAGCCCUCGGAGCCUUGGCGGGCACAUCCAGGGGCUGGCAGGGGUGUGUAGGGCACCAGGGCACAGGCUGGAGUGACCCUCAACAACCUGUGCCUUCCUGAGUGGUUCAGAACAAGUGCUUCAUGGAUGUGAGUGCCCAGGGCCUCUGCUCCUGUGACCACGGUGUCCUGGGCAGCCACCCUGGCCUGGGAGCAGGAGGGCGAGGCCUCACUGGGAGGCAGGGAGCCUCUUUCUGGCCAGAGUGUCUCUGUGGACCUGGUCCUGGUGUGAGCAGCCUGGUACCUCCCAGGGCACAGUCCCACGCUGUGCGCAUGUCCAGGGCUCAGAAACGGUGUCCCUAGGGCCCCAUCUCUCUCAGCUCUGGCAUUCAGGCAGAAGAUGACCCCUGGAGGCUCGCUUUCACAUUGCCUCCUACAGCACUGGCCUUGGCUGGGUUGAGCCAAGCUGGGACUCGGGGUGUUUCUCCUGGUUACCUGGUGCUUCAUAGCCAUACUGCGCAUGUGGAUUUAAACAGCAAGAGAUGUGCGGACUCUGAAGCCCCCACCUGGGGACACAGUGGUCCUUUCCCCUCUACCUGGGCUGUGGGGUUCAACUCUCUAGGGGUUGGCCAGUGCUCAGACCUCUAGAAGCCCCCAGCCUGGUUUGGGGGUGGACAGGAUACACAGAUUUCUGGGGCUGAAGGAAGUUGGGGGCUCUGCUCUGUCCCUGAGAUGCCGAGGGGGAGGGAGAAGGACAGGGUCAGGCAUGGUGGCCAAGAGGCCAUGGACUCUGCAGGGGCUGGUGCCCUUGAGGCAGGGAGGCCAGCGCACUGAGGAGCACGAUGUGAGCCCUGCAGGCUGAACCGGCGGGUGUGGAGGUGAUGGGGUAGUUCUGGGAGCUCAAGUCUGUGUGUUGUGGGGCUCAGGCCGGGUUUGUGACGGGUGUGAAGAGGAACGGGUUGAGGUGCGGACCGCUGGUGCCCUGAGGGCGCUGGCUGUACACACGUCUGCAGCCCAGAUCUAUGUAGGCUGGAGCCUCGGGGGUUGUUGCCUGUCAGGUGAGCUGUUGAACCCCCAGGGGGGCUCUGUCACCCGCAGAAGGCAAGCAAGGGCGGCCAUCAGGGGAGCUGGCUGCCAGGGACCUCUGGGCGCUUAAUAAGGAGCCAUGACCCCCACCCGUGUCUCAGGCUGGCUGCUGUGGUGGGAGGUGGGGGCACAUACGUCUGUCUUGGGCUGGGAUGGAGAGCUGGAGGGCAGGCUCUGCAGCAAGGGUCUGCGCCUGCUGGCUGGGCCGACUUCCAGCCUGUGCUUGGCCCCCUGAGCCACCUGCAGGCAGACUUAAGGUCUUGGGCCCUGCUCCCGGAGCAGGUGCUUCGCUUCAGGGUCUCUUGGCUCCCAGCUGGCCACAAGGUGCAGCCCCGUGCAGCACCCAGGUCCUCAUUGUCUG
Canis lupus familiaris (dog) is the source of this 5714-nucleotide messenger RNA. RefSeq names its product potassium channel tetramerization domain containing 5 (gene KCTD5). The record is from RefSeq and is a predicted model, not a curated record. The transcript has 6 exons. Bases 3 to 689 code for a protein of 228 amino acids. Lineage: Eukaryota; Metazoa; Chordata; Mammalia; Carnivora; Canidae. Gene Ontology annotation, molecular function: cullin family protein binding. Gene Ontology annotation, cellular component: cytoplasm; Cul3-RING ubiquitin ligase complex. Gene Ontology annotation, biological process: proteasome-mediated ubiquitin-dependent protein catabolic process; protein homooligomerization.